AUGAAAUACGAAACAUGCAUUCUACUUAGACGAUUUUUGAGCAGAACUUUUGAAGUUCCGUCUAUUCGUAGACCAAUCAAAAAAUCCAUACCGGUAUGCUCAAUAUAUCCUAAGAAUGCAUAUGCGAGCUCUAUACAAUUACCAAAAUCGGCAACCCUACUGCAAAAUGAUGAAAAUACUACCGUGGUACUCUUGGGGACGGUGCAUUUCAGCAAACAAUCAGUUGAAGAUGUGUCCGAGAUAGUGAAAGUCUUAAAUCCAAACGCUAUUUUAGUAGAAUUAUGUCGGCAGAGAGUAUCACUUUUGGAAUUGGACGAUAAAAAGUUUCUCGAAGAUGCUAAAAACUUUGAUGCCCAAAAGUUAAAAGAGGCAGUAAAAGGCCAAAACUUCGUGUCUGGAAUGUUACACGCAAUGCUAUUAAAGACUUACGCUGAUAUCGCUAAAGAGUUGGGAGUCGCACCUGGAGGAGAGUUUCGAAGAGCUUAUCAUGAGAUGAAGAAAAUACCGGGAUGUAAGUUAUUUCUUGGCGACCGACCAAUUCAAAUAACGAUUGCUAGAGCCUUUCAGUCGUUGAGCGUGUAUGAAUUGGGUCAAGUAUUGUACCAUCUUACGACAACAAACCCAAAACCGCUAGACAAGGACCAAUUAGAAAAGUACAAAGAUAGGGAUUUUGUUCAAGCGCAGUUUGAAGAAAUAACUAAAGAUGUACCCGCUUUUAAGAAAAUUUUUCAUGUUUUUGUCGACGAGCGUGACAAAUGUCUUGCGUAUUCACUACAAGAAUGUGUUCGUGCUGUUCAAAGUCCUCGCGUCCUUGCUGUGGUCGGCAUGGGACAUGUAGAUGGCAUUGUAAAAUAUUAUGGGAAAAUGAGGCAAGAGGAUAUCGUGCCACUACUGUUCAUACCCCCACGGCCAAUGUAUAAAGUGAUAUUACCAAAAGUUCUGAAAAUUGGUUUCUAUUUUAUUAUUUUUUCUUUUUUUUAUAGGUUAUUGUUUGGAUAA
This is a messenger RNA of Spodoptera littoralis (African cotton leafworm), 999 nucleotides long. NCBI's taxonomy places the organism in Eukaryota, Metazoa, Arthropoda, Insecta, Lepidoptera, Noctuidae. The record is from the annotation of a GenBank genome assembly.